Molecule: messenger RNA, 1518 nt
Organism: Gymnodraco acuticeps
Lineage: Eukaryota; Metazoa; Chordata; Actinopteri; Perciformes; Bathydraconidae
Product: gastrula zinc finger protein xLCGF3.1-like
Exons: 2
Coding region: 1-984 (327 amino acids)
Source: RefSeq, a predicted model, not a curated record
AUGACGCCUGGCACGCAGUCACGAUCUGGCAAAGUGUGGGAACAGCAAUCAGGCAAUUUGAAGAUUCACAAGCGAACCCACACUGGAGAAAAUCCUUUCACCUGUGACCAGUGUGGGAAGAGCUUUAGCCGGUUAGGCUUUUUGAAGAUUCACCAGAGAAUCCACACUGGAGAAAACCCCUACUCCUGUGACCAGUGUGAGAAAAGUUUCAAGGACUCACGCUCAUUGCAGCGCCACCAAAUAUUUCACACUGGAGAAAAGCCUUACACCUGUGACCAGUGUGAGAAGAGCUUUAACCAGUCAGGCGAUUUGAAGGUCCACCAGCGAACCCACACUGGAGAAAAGCCUUUCACCUGUGACCAGUGUGGGAAGAACUUUAGCCGGUCAGGCUGUUUGAAGCGCCACCAGACAAUCCACACUGGAGAAAAACCCUACUCCUGUGACCAGUGUGAGAAAAGUUUCAAGGACUCACGCUCAUUGCAGCGCCACCAGAUAUUCCACACUGGAGAAAAGCCUUUCACCUGUGAUCAGUGUGAGAAGAGCUUUAACCAGUCAGGCUAUUUGAAGGUCCAUCAGCGAACCCACACUGGAGAAAAACCUUUCACCUGUGACCAGUGUGAGAAGAGCUUUAGGCAGUCAGGCAAUUUGAAGGUCCAUCAGCGAUCCCACACUGGAGAAAAUCCUUUCACCUGUGACCAGUGUGAGAAAAGUUUCAAGGACUCACGCUCAUUGCAGCGCCAUCAGAUAAUCCACACUGGAGAAAAGCCUUUCACCUGUUACCAGUGUGAGAAAAGUUUCAAGGACUCACGCUCAUUGACGCGCCACCAGCGAAUCCACUCCUUUGACCAGUGGAAGAAAGAGUUCAGUGACUCAUACAGUGUGAAGCUCCACCAGCCUACCCACACUGGAGAAAAACCUGACGUCUGUGCUCCCUGUGAGAAGAGUUUCAGAAAACAAGACCACAUGGGAGAACCCCUUCACUAGUGCACUGAGACUGUUCAGAAAGAGUGAGGUGGACUGUUUGACACAACUCGCUGUUAAAAGAUGUUGUGUGGAUUUUAAAAGUUGUUCAAAUGUUCUCAAUAAUAUUCAAAAGAUGCACUUAAGUUGUCAACUUGUAUUUUUUUCCACAGCAAACACCACACACAAAGCUCACUAAAGAACAAGGCACAACAGUCACUUAAAUGUGAUAAUGUUAUACAUAUGUGGUAAUUUAACAACAAGCUAAAGCCUACAGAUUUCUAAAAGUGUGCAUAGAGCCCUUAGUCUCAUAUAAGCUGGAUAGAGCGUCACUUUGAACCAUAAACUAUUCCCGUUGCUGACUGUACUCAUUCAGGCCAUUUUACCAUCAGAAAGAGGUUCCACAGGGGUCUAUCCUUGGUCCAUUCAUAUUUACAUUAGAUGUUACAUAACUUUUUCAGUAGCCAGACUUUCUCCUUCGACCUUUUCUCUGUUGGGGAGGUUUGUAACCCCCAGUUUCCACUGGGUCCGUCUGCGCCGCACUGCGCCGCGGUUUUG